AUGGACGGUACCGGACAUUGUAUCAAAUGCGAUCAACAAGAUUCUGCCGACAACAUGGUUGGCUGUGACUCUUGUUCUGCUUGGGCACACUUCGGAUGUGUAGGUGUAAGUGAUUCCAUCGCCAACUCGGAUCGAAGCUGGAAAUGCGACAAUUGUAAAGGCGAUGCAGUAAGUCGCCAUUCAGUUGCUAGUUCGCACACAAGUAGCCGAUCUAGACGGGCGGAGAUUCAACUACAGUUGAUAGAGGAACAGCGUGAACUGAGACUGAAGCAGCAAGCAGAGGAGGACGCGAUCCGGCAAAAACGCAUCUCUGAAGAGGAUGAAAUGCGAAAGCGCAGGGCAGCAGAAGACGAAAGGUACCUGAGGGAGAAGGCGGAGCUUCAAAUGAUCGCGGAAAGUAGUGAAGUAGGGAGCAGGAAAAGUGGGCCUUCUAUUCGAGCAACCCGUGACAGGCUACAGCAGUGGUUAAUAGAUCAUCCACCAGUGGUGCAAUCGGCACAGAUAGUCAGUGAAAUCCAACAACCCGUUACUUCUGGCCCAAGUACGUCGAAGCAAUCUGAAGAACCCGACGGUUCAUCAUUGAUUCCGCAGUCCAGUUCCACGCCGCGGGCAAAUCAGCCAGGGCACGUUAUUUGUAGUGCGUUUGAAAUCCCAGCAACUAUAACCCAAUCGACACCUACGCCGGUGACCACUGGUGUAUCUGGUACAAUAAUGACGCAACCUCCAGACGUCCUUACGCAGUCUUACGCAGAAUCUUCCAUUCUAUUAAUGCAAUCGCCGAAUGUUCCCGUAUCCGUUGGAAUUUCAAGUACAGUAUCUAAUGUAGUUCUAACCACUAGUGGUAGUUUACAAUUAAGUAAAACUGAUAUACCGAUAGCUAGUACCGUUAGUUCACAAGGUAAUUUACUAACUCACGUUACUUUGGCACCGAUAAUGGCUACUACUAGUUUUAAUCAGUCACAGUUGAAUCAAAACGUACCAUACAAAAGUCCCUCGCCCGCAAUGCCUCCGCCAAGCGUACCGCAAUGUGCGGUCGAUAUAUUCAAUAUCUCUUCAACAAAUCCAGUAACAGCAAACAUGUCCUGGAAUAUAAGCUCAGUUCAUAGUGCUCCUAGAGUUACGAUCCCUCAUUCCAUUACCAACCCUCUUUAUGGGGGAGAACUGCCGUCUCUCGUACCCCCUGCAGUUAAUAACAACUCGCGUGGUGUGGGACUAACGUCUCUUGAAGCAAACGUGCCUAAUCAUAAUGUUGUGUAUGGCACAGGAUUACCAUCUCAGGUUUCAACUUCUGUCUCUAUGCAGUCAACGUACAGUGUGGCUAUGUCCCAGUGCAAUCCAGUGUUACAGUCAGCCGGUGUUAUUCCAAGCUAUCCACAAUUGUAUUCGUAUCCUAGGAUGAGUACUGCCGUUACCUCAAAUACCCAGAGCAUACAGGGACCUUCCACAGCGCAAAUAGCAGCACGCCAAGUCAUUCCGCGAGAACUACCCUCGUUCUCCGGUGAUCCACGUGAGUGGCCACUCUUUUAUAGUUCCUUCCGAAACAGUACGGAAACAUGUGGUUUCACAAACGCAGAAAAUCUCUCAAGACUACAAAGAAGCUUAAAGGGGCAGGCACUAGACUCAGUUAGAUGCCGCCUGCUGAUACCGGAAUCAGUGCCGUCGGUCAUGGAAACGCUACGACAACUGUAUGGUCGACCGGAGAUUCUUAUUCACACGGUACUGCAAAAGGUGCGCGCAGUCUCUCCACCUAAGAGUGACAAUUUACCCUCGCUCAUUAACUUCGGCCUGGCGGUUCGGGACGCGGUGGAUCAUAUGAUCAUGUCCAACCUGCAAGACCACCUUUGUAAUCCCAUGCUAUUACAAGAACUCGUGGAAAAAAUGCCAUCGCAAUUGAAGAUGCAGUGGUCUGUCUAUAAGCGAUCGAAAUCCGUAGUCAACCUGGCGACGUUCGGGGAAUUCAUGUCUGAAAUAGUUCAAACGGCGUCUGAUGUAACCAUCCCAGAGAUAAUAGAUGAUCCUGUCGUGAAAGCUAAGAAUCGUGAUAAGCAAAAGUUGUGCCUGCAUGCACAUGCGGCAAUGGAAGAUCGAGGAGAGACCGAAGAUCAAAUAUCGGGAAAGAAAGGUUGCUGCUGCUGUAGCAAAUUAGACCAUGUGAUAAUGAAUUGCGAAGAGUUUAAAGAACUGGGUGUCGACGGUCGAUGGAAAAUUGUAAGACUGAAGGGGCUCUGUAAGAUGUGUCUUAUCCCGCACCGAAGGUGGCCUUGUCGGUCGGGAAAGGAAUGUGGAGUAUAUGGAUGCCGCAUUCGUCACCAUGAGCUCUUGCACUCUGGCAAUGUGAUAUCAUCGGGCAAGCCAGAUAGAAUCACAAGUGAAACCUCUCAUCACAACCAUCACGCGUCCGUUCCCCAUUCACUUUUUCGAUAUCUUCCGGUUACCAUCCACGCAAAUAACCGGAAAAUUAAUAUCUUCGCUUUCUUAGACGAUGGUUCCUCAGCUACACUUAUUGAAGAUAACAUCGUGGCAGAAUUAGGAAUCACAGGUCCAGUCGACACACUUCUUCUAAGCUGGACUGGCGACGUAACGCGCGAAGAGACAAAUUCCAAGCGAAUCAGUGUAUCGGUUUCGGGGCAGAUGGGGCUGAAACAGUAUAACCUUAAUAACGUACGCACAGUAAGCGCAUUGAAGCUGCCACCGCAAACAUUACAGUACGAGGAACUUACAAAUAUGUAUCCGCACUUGAAAGGCCUCCCUAUCCGCAGUUAUUCAAACGCGAUUCCAUCCAUGAUAAUUGGUGUGGAGCAUGCCCGUCUUUUAACGACGCUGAAGGUACGAGAAGGGAAAGACCACGAUCUGAUUGGAGCUAAGACACGACUAGGUUGGUGCGUGUUCGGUAAGACUUCGAAAAAAGCGGAUUUAGUAGAGCGACUAGAAUUUCAUGACGACCUUAACAAUCGGGAGCUUCAUGAGCGGAUGCGACAAUUCUUUUUAGUUGAAGAAGCCGUCGUGACAAGGGAUCUUACACCGGAAAGUGAAUUGAAAGCUCGCAAAGUACUUGAAGCGACCACUAAGCACGUUGGCGACCGGUAUGAGACGGGAUUACUCUGGAGGCAGGAGGAUCCCGUUGUGCCUGAUAGUUACUCGAUGGCUCUUCGAAGAUUGGUUUCUCUGGAGAGAAAGCUUAGCAAGAAUCCAGAGCUCUAUAAAAGUGUUCAGGAACAGGUCACGUUGUAUGAGCAGAAAGGGUACGCUCAUCAAAUCACCGAAAAGGAGCUGAAAUCCACAAAGCCUGGUAAAUCUUGGUACCUACCGCUGGGGAUAGUUCAGAACCCGAAGAAACCAGGAAAAAUACGGUUAAUCUGGGAUGCUGCCGCACGAGCUGGUGGGAUGUCCUUCAAUGAUAUGCUGCUCAAGGGGCCUGAUAUGUUGACAUCGUUGACGGACGUUUUAAUGCGGUUCAGUAUGCGCAAUGUUGGGGUAUGUGGAGAUAUUCGUGAAAUGUUCCACCAAAUUCGCAUCCGGGAACAGGAUAAGCAAUUUCAACGCUUUCUGUGGCGGAAGUAUCCAGCGGAAGCACCACAAAUUUAUGUGAUGGAUGUAGCAACUUUCGGAGCGACGUGCUCACCAUGCUCAGCACAAUAUAUCAAGAAUAUGAACGCUCGAGUAUGGGAAAAAUCAUACCCGAAAGCUUCCGAAGCGAUUAUCAAUGCGCAUUACGUAGAUGAUUUUCUGGAUAGCGUCGAUACAGCAGAUGAAGCAGUGGAAUUAGUUCGGGAUGUGCAGUACGUUCACCAGCAGGCCGGAUUCGAGAUUAGAAAUUUCUCUUCCAAUGCCCCGGAGGUAUUGGACCGUCUGGGGGAGUCGAGGGAACCAUGCAGCAAAACCAUGAAUUUGGAGAAACCCAAACAUGUGGAAAGAGUGCUCGGGUUGGUAUGGCAGCCGUCACUAGACGUCUUUACGUUUGACAUCGGAGGUCAUGCAGACAUUCGAAAGCUCAUUGAGAGUGAAGUCGUGCCAACGAAGCGCCAAGUACUGAGAACGAUUAUGACACUGUUUGACCCUUUAGGAUUCGUAGCUCAUUUCACUGUAGGCGGGAAAAUUAUCAUGCAGAAUGUGUGGAAAUCUGGUACAAACUGGGACGAGUGCAUUCCGGAAGAGUUAGUGUAUGAAUGGCGCAGAUGGGGUUAUAUGUUGUUGCAACUGGAACAAGUGCAAGUUCCUCGAUGUUUCUUCGGAGGUGUAGAUGGAAAGCAACUGACGAAUAUGCAGAUUCACAUGUUCGUAGAUGGAAGUGAGAACGCGAGUGCUUGCGUGGCAUAUUUGCGGAUCGAAGAUGGAGACUUUGUACGGUGCGCCUUGGUGGCGGCAAAAACAAAGGUGGUUCCGUUAAAACCACUCUCAAUCCCUCGUAUGGAAUUGCAGGCUGCGAUGAUAGGUAGUCGUCUACUAGAUAGUGUUUGCUCCGCUAUGACUUUGCCUAUACGGCAGCGGUACCUGUGGUCCGACUCUUCCACGGUUCUUUCGUGGCUUCGGUCAGACAGUCGUCGAUAUCACCAGUAUGUAUCCUGUAGAGUAGGGGAGAUAUUGACUCUGACAAACGUCGACGAAUGGAGGUACGUGCCCUCAAAGCUAAAUGUUGCCGAUGAUGCGACCAAAUGGGGAAAUGGCCCUAGUUUCGACCCCACAAGCCGAUGGUUCGCAGGACCAAGCUUCUUGUUCCUUCCUGAGAGCCAAUGGCCCGUACAAAAGCAAAACGUCUAUACGGACGAGGAGCUACGACCUGCACAUCUCUACGUGCAUGGUUCUGUCGUCAGUCAGCCGCUCUUACAAUUAAAUCGUUUCUCCAAAUGGGAGAGGCUCCUGCGUACUGUAGCAUUUUUGCUGAGAUCAGUGAAGCGGUUUCGAAAAGAAGUAGUGUCUGGACCACUCACCAGCGAAGAGCUUUUCCAGGCCGAGAAUCGAUUGUGGAAAAUAGUGCAGGCAGAGGUAUAUUACGAAGAACUACGGAUAUUAAAACACAAUAAGGGAAACGGAGCCGAAAAUUCGCUACAGUUGGCGAAAUCGAAUUCAAUGUAUAAGUUGUCGCCUUUUCUGGACGAGUAUGGGGUGAUAAAAAUGAAUAGCAGAGUUGUAGCUGCAGCAAGUAAGCAUCUACGAGUUGCCCAUCCCAUCAUACUACCGAAAAACCACUACCUAACGUUAUUGCUUGUCGACAGCUAUCACCGUCGCUUUCUUCACGGCAAUAAUGAAACGGUGUGCAACGAAAUGAGGCAGAAAUAUCAAAUUUCGUCAUUGCGGCGCGUCAUUAAACAAGUUUCCCAGAACUGUCAGUACUGUCACGUCUACAAGGCUGUGCCUAAGUACCCGAUGAUGGCACCGUUGCCAACAGAAAGGCUUACGCCCUUCAUUAAACCGUUUACACACACAGGGAUUGACUAUUUCGGACCAAUCCUGGUCAAACAAGGGCGCAGCCUGGUGAAACGCUGGAUAGUCUUAUUUACAUGCCUGACAAUACGUGCGGUGCACUUGGAAGUUGCCUAUAGUUUGUCGGCACACUCUUGUAUCCUUGCUAUCAGGAGAUUUGUUGCUCGUCGAGGCGCUCCUCAGUCAUUCAUGUCCGACAACGGGACUAACUUCGCAGGGGCGAGCAACAUUUUAGAAGCGCAGUUAAAGAAAAUUGGCGAAGAAUGUGCGGUGACAUUUACUAAUGCUCAAACUUCUUGGCAUUUCAACCCACCGUCUGCACCACACAUGGGAGGUUCGUGGGAGCGGCUAGUGCGAUCCGUAAAGACAGCGAUGAAGGCAAUGGCUAGUGACGAAAUUUUGGAGACGGUAGCAUUAGAAGCGGAAUCGAUCGUCAAUAGCAGACCUCUAACUUAUAUUCCCCUAGAUACCGAACAACAAGAGGCUCUAACACCAAAUCACUUCCUUCUAUACGGAUCACAAGGAAUCAAGCAACCAAUAAGUCACUUGGAGUAUGAAGGAGGUACCCUUCGAGAUAGCUGGAAAUUGGCGCAAUGCCUGAUAGAUCUAUUUUGGGAAAGAUGGAUAAAGGAGUAUAUUCCUACGAUCACUAGACGUACGAAGUGGUUUCAUCCAGUGAAGCCGCUCGAGCCUGGAGAUUUAGUCGUGGUGGUAGACGACACUCGGAGGAACGGGUGGGCUAGAGGACGAGUCAUAGAAGCGGUGAAAGGUGCAGACGGUCAAGUCCGGCGUGCGCUGGUUCAAGUCAAGGAUGGGUUACUAUGGCGACCUGCUGUUAAACUGGCUCUGCUGGAAGUACAUGCAGAUAAGAACGAAGGAACGAGCCAGAUGACUGACCUAGUUCCCGAAACCACACGGGUGGGGGGAUGUUCACAGUAA
Messenger RNA from Sabethes cyaneus, 6360 nucleotides. RefSeq lists its product as uncharacterized. The transcript has a single exon. Gene Ontology annotation, molecular function: nucleic acid binding. The record is from RefSeq and is a predicted model, not a curated record. Gene Ontology annotation, biological process: DNA integration. NCBI's taxonomy places the organism in Eukaryota, Metazoa, Arthropoda, Insecta, Diptera, Culicidae. The coding region runs from base 1 to 6360 and encodes 2119 amino acids.